This is a messenger RNA of Fusarium vanettenii 77-13-4, 1176 nucleotides long. RefSeq names its product polysaccharide lyase family 9. The transcript has 3 exons. The coding region runs from base 1 to 1176 and encodes 391 amino acids. Lineage: Eukaryota; Fungi; Ascomycota; Sordariomycetes; Hypocreales; Nectriaceae. The record is from RefSeq and is a predicted model, not a curated record.
AUGGCGUUUCUGAAGCUUACCCCGACUCUUCUCCUGGCUAUCCUCAGUGGGGCCUCUGCCAAGGACAUCUUUGUCUCCCCUACUGGCUCUGGUUCUGGUACCCUCGAUGCUCCCUAUGGCUCUAUCCAGUCUGCCGUGAACGCGGCCAAGGCUGGUGACACCAUUUACUUGCGAAAGGGUACCUAUGCUCCCACGACAAACAUCCAGUUCAAGACGAGCGGAAGCAAGGGCUCCCCCAUCACCGUUCGACCUUACCAGAGCGAGAAGGUUGUCAUUGACGGUGAGAACCUUCCUGGUACUCCCAAGAAGCUGGAUGAGGCCCUGCCCAACGGUGAGCGCGGCAUCUUUCACAUCCAGAACGCCAACUACUGGUCCUUCUACAACCUGGAGUUGAUCAACGGCCCCUACGGCAUCUAUGCCCGUGAUGCCUCCAACAACUACUACGAGGGUCUCUCCACCCACGACAACUACGAGACUGGGUUCCAGCUCGAGGGUGCUUCCGCCAACAACGUUGUCGUGAACCUCGACUCUUACCGCAACCGCGACCCCCGCAAGAACGGUGAGAGCGCCGACGGCUUCGCCUGCAAGGAUGGCACGGGUGAGGGCAACGUCCUCCGCAACGCCCGUCUCUGGGACAACGUCGAUGACGGUCUUGACCUGUUCAUGUUCGGCUCCCCCGUCACUCUGGAGGAGGUCUACGCCUGGGGCAACGGCUACAACCGCUGGGGCUUCAGCCCCUUUGAGGGUGAUGGCAACGGCUUCAAGCUCGGCAUCAAGAACAACCCUCCCGCCAACCACAUUGUCAAGAACUGCAUUGCCUUCGACAACCUCAAGAAGGGCUUCAUCGAUAACGGCAACCCCGGCACCCUGACUUUCGAGCGCAACACUGCCUGGAGCAACGGUGACGUUGGCUACAACAUGAAGAGCUCCUCUUCCAAGAUGAACAACAACAUUGCUGCCUCCAACGAUGUCGGCCAGGUCAGCUUGAUCAGCAGCGUCAAGGCGUCCGGCAACUCUUGGAACGACGGCACCACCUGGAACGACAAGUCCUUCAAGAGCACCGACUCUUCCACCCUCAAGGGUGCUCGUGGCAGCGACGGUCGCGUCAAGGCUAGCGAUUUCCUUAUCCCCACCAGCGGCAAGGCCAUUGGUGCUACUACCAAGGCCAAGGUUUAA